AUGAAUGAAAACAUAAAAAGUCACAAUUAUUUGAAAGAAAAAAAUAUAUUAAACAAAAAUCCAAGCAAUUUAGUCAAUGCUGACAUAUUAAAAUUUAAUACAAAUAUAAAAAAAAAUAACAAUGUAGAAAGAUUUUAUCAUGAUAAAGUAAGUGAUUCUAGUAACAUGUAUAAUAAAAAUGGACGCCACAUUAAUAAAAGUGUUGGAGCAGAAAAAAAUGUAUCAGGAAAUAAAACAACUAAUUUAGUAAAUAUUAAAAAUAACAAUCAACGAUUCUUUUCAAAAAGUGAAAAUGAAAAGUGCGUAAUUCGGAAUAUAAAUAUGAGAGAGGAUAAUUAUACUACUAACAUUAUUAAGGGUGAAGAUAAUGAUAUUAUAAAUAAUAGGAAAAAUGCUAAUAUAAGCAAUAAUGAACGUCUUUAUUUGAAAAGUAGUGAUGAUAAAUUAACAAAAAACAUAAAUACAUCAAGAUAUGAAUAUGAAAAUAUAUUAGGAGAUAAUAAUAAUAAUAAUAAUGGGAACGGCAUUCGUAAUGAUAUUGAAAAAGACAAUAACGGCAACAAUAAUGGAUACUAUUCUUAUAAUUGUAAAAAUUUGAAAAAAUCUAAAGAACCUAAUAAUAGUUUAGACUCCUUUUAUAAAAGAAAAAGAGAAAUGGAAGAAGAAACUUAUGACAAAAAACGAAUUAAUAAUUCUCUUAAUAAAGAUUAUUAUUAUAACACUUAUACAAAAACAGAUAUAAAUGAUUCACGUAUGAAUAUAAAAGAUAUUAAAAUUAAGGAUAUAUCUGAAAAUAUUUCAAAAAUUAAGAAUUUGCAAAAUGAUAUAUUGAAUGUGAAAAACACAGAAAAGGCAAGAAGCAUGGUCCAUAAUAUAUCUGAAUCUGAAAAAAAAAUGUUUAACACUAUAAAUCAUAGUAACAAUAGUACAGAAAUCCUUAGUCUUCAUUCAUUUAAUACGAAUGAAAGUUGUAAUUAUGAUAAAUAUGUGAAAGACAUAUUUAAUAAAAAUUAUGAUUAUAAAAAAAUAAAAAAUCCUGAAAACUCAUAUUUGGAAGCUGGUGAAAAUAUUAUAUCUCGUUCAUGCACGAUAGAGAAAGAACAGAUAAAUAACAGUGAUGAUUUUAUUCGGCGUAAUUUUAUGUACGAUAAUAAAUUUGAGACAAAAAUAAAUGAAACUAAAAGUAACAAAUUUGAGAAAAAUAUGUUAACUGAUAUAAAAGGUAAAAAUUCCAAUGAAUAUAUUUUAAAACACAAAAAAAAUUACAAUGAAGAAAAAGGAAACAAUUUUUGUGACAAUGAAUUUAAACAAAAUAAAUAUGAUUUGAUUUCUUAUUCUUUUAAUGAACAAGAAGAAUCUAUGAAUGAUUAUAUUAGCAAUACUGAUUUUGUUAAAAAUAAGAAUGAGGAAUUAAAUAAAUUGAUAGACAUAAAUAAAAAUCAUCAAUCUCGCGAAGAUAAAAGUGAAGAACAAAAUGCUACAUUUACUAUUUUAAAUAAAGAGGAUAAUAUUAACAUGGAAACUCAGGAAUAUAAUAUUAGUCAUGAAGGUAGAAAAUUAUUAUAUAAUAAUGUGAAAAAUGUAAAUGAGAUCGAAUUUAAUGAUGAUAUUCUAAAUGAUUUUAGAAUGGAUAUUUCUAAACCUAUAGAUACUAAAAAUACAAUUAACCUAUCUCAGGAGGAGUCAAAUAUUAUUUAUAAGAUUAAUAAUAGCAACGAAGAUGCGAAAAAGGAUUAUUUGGAAUAUGAUUUAUCUUAUAAUAAUUGUAAAAAUCAAAACAAUAGGUUAAAAAAAAUUGACGCUUUGAACGAUAUUAUGAAUACAUAUAAGCAUAAAUUAGUAGAUAACACAAAUAAUGUUUUGAAUAAAGGUCAAAAUAAAAGUGACGAAGAUGAUGAAAAUUUACUAAAUAUGAAAGGAACUGAAAGUAAAAAAGAUAAUGUGUUAGACCAUAAAAGCAUAAUAAAUGAGACAAAUUUGAUAAGUAUAACAUCAAGUAAAAAAAAUAAUAAUAGCAAUGUUAGCAACGUUCGAAAUGUUAAUUCAGAUGACAUCAGUAGCACAUCUAGCGAAAAUAAAAAGAAUUUAAUAAAAAAAUCCAAAUAUAAUGAAUCAGUAAGUAAAAGAUUGUUUUCUACUCAUACAUUGUCUUCUAAUAAUAAGUGUGUGUCGAAUGCUAACUAUUUAAAAAAUAACAUAAAGACAUCAAUAAAGAAUAGUUUCAAAGAAACAUAUAAAAAGAAUAAUUUGGAUCGUCAUAAAACGAUCGGAUUUAACAGAACCAAUACAAACUUGGAUAAAAUAAAUAGCAAUAUAUCACGAAAUAAUGGAAUAACAAAAAAUAGUAUUCAGAAAUUUCCUAGUUCUAAUAUGCAUACAAAUCUAAGUAAUAUUCAAUCCAAGAAAAAGACUAUAGAUAAUACAGUAAAUAACAAUUAUAAAAAUAGUGCAAUUGAAAAUACAAAUUUAGAAGAAAAUAACGAAAAAAUAAAAAAAAGGCAAAAAAUAGAAUGUAAUAAAACAUAUAAUAAUUCAUUCGUGGAAAGGAUGAAAAAAAAAAAUCCUAACGAGUAUGUAGAUGGGAAUAAAAAUGCAUUUAUUCAAAAAAAGUUUCAAAUUUGUAACAAUAUAAAUUUUGAAAAAAGUAAAACAAAAAUGUUCUUAUCCAAUAAUAAAAGUAUUACUAAUAAUGGAUAUAAUAAAAAUGGAUUAUCUUCUGAAUUAGCAGAGAAAAAAGAAAUUCUGAAAAAUUCCGAUAAGCUUAGCAUUGCUAAGAAAUAUGAGCAUAGCGGACAUGUGGAAGUAGGAACAAAACUUGAAAGAGGACUGGGAAAAGAAAUUGAAAUUGGAUUACAAGGGGAAAUUUCUAUUAAUAGUAAAUUGGAAGAAAAGGUGGAGGUCCCAUUAUACAAGCGAAAUAGUGGGGGGGAAGCUUUUCGUGAAAAUGUGAGGGACACAAAUGAAUCAAAUAUAAAUUAUAAUAGCAGAAGCAAUAGUAAUAAAGCAAAAGCAAACGCUUUAAAUAGAGAAAGAGCAAAUACUAACAAGGAAAUUCGUACAUUACCGUCAAGUAACAGUAUUCCCAAAAGUGGAAAAAAUACUUUACUCGUAAAAAUACAAAAUACUAAUAAUUAUAUGAGGUAUGGAUCUAAAGUUAAAGAAAUAGAAGAUAAUAAGUUAAAGGUGAAAAGUUUGGCAAAUAAUAAUAAAGGAAUAGAUAAUAAAUAUGCGUCUAAAUGGGGUAGUAAUAAAACCAGUUCUUCCUCUAAUAUUACUAAUAAUAUUGUGGGUAAAAAAAAUAAUAUGCUUGUAAAAAAGGAUGAAAUAAAUAAAAAAAAAAAAGAAAUAUUCAACCAAGUUGCCAAAAUUAAUACCAAUAUAAAUCCUGGUGUAGAAAAUAAACAGAUUAGUUUGCAGACAAAAAAACAACAUAAUAAAAUAAUAAAUAAGGAUCAGAGUAGUACUAAAAAUUCAAACAAUUACAAUAAUAAAAAAUGCACACCUAACAGUAACAUCAAUCAAAGUACCAAUGAUACACGAAAAAUAAAUGAAAAUAAUACCAAUCGAAAUUGUAAUAAGAAAAAAAAUAAUAAUAAUAAAGAUAUUAUAAGCAAAGAAAUGGAAAAAUAUAAAUAUUUGAUGAAAAAAAACAAAAUAAAAAGUAAUUCGAUUCCUCCUGGAAAUCAGAAAGAAAUAGAAAAAAAUGCAAAUAAAUAUGAAUGCCGAAACAAUUAUAGAAGUCGAGAUGACUAUGGUUGUAAUAAUAAGUAUGGAAGAUUAUGUAAAAAUAAGCAAAUUAAUUAUGACAAUAUGCUAUUUUUAAAAGGUAAAAAAGGGAAAUGUGAAAGCGAUAAUGAAUACCCUUACAUUGUACAGGAGGUACAGAACCAGAGUUGCUACAUUAACAAUAAUAAUGAUAUAAAAAAUGAUGAUGUUUUGGAAUAUUUGAAAGAUAAGGAUGAAAACACAUCUAAAAAUAUUAAUACAAGCAAUUCCCUUAAUAAUGGCGAGGAACAAAAAGAGUUGUCUUAUUUUGAGUGGCUAGCUAAAGAACAGGAGAAGAAAGAAAAUGAAAUGAACAGGAACCAAAAAAUAAAUAAACAAGACAAAUUAUAUCACGAAAAAACAGAGAAUGAAAGGGAUGAAGAUAGCGCUUUAAAUAAAGGGGUAUUAAAUAAGCAUAAUGAUGGUGCAAAUUAUGAUAAGAUGGAAGACAACGAACAUGAAGAGGAGGAUAGCGAAGACGAUAAAGAAAAUGAUACUAAUGUAAUGCUACAACCAUUACUUGCUUUUAAUUUGAAACAAAAUGAAAAAUCUUAUGAGCAAAACGAUUUUAUAGUUGAUAAACAUCCAAUAGGAAAUGGAAGAACAGGAUUAGUAUUUAAAGCUAUCAUAAGAAAAGAAAAUUUGCAAGUUGCAUUAAAAGUAAUGGCAAAAGAUACAAUUUUAUCACUAAAAAUAGAAAGGCAAGUAUUAAAGGAAAUAAUUAUACAAUCAAGUUUAAAACAUAUAAACAUUUUAGAUUUAAUAGCUUAUUUUGAAGAUAAAACACGUUUAUUUUUAGUAUUAGAAAUAGCAAAUGGUGGAUCUAUAAGAAAUAAAAUGAAACUAAAACACGAUACAUUCAAAGAGGAACAAGUAGCAUUAUAUGUAUACCAAAUAGCAGAUGCGUUGUCUUAUUUACAUAAUUUUAAUAUUAUACAUAGAGAUUUAAAACCUGAUAAUAUAUUAAUUCAUUAUUCUGAUAGUGAUGUAUAUAGUGAUGAGAAUGUUAGUAAAAUAUACAAAUAUGGUAUUAUUAAAAUAGCUGAUUUUGGUUUUUCUUGUCAAUUAAAAAAUAAAAGACAAAAAAGAAGCACCUUUUGUGGAACUGUAGAUUAUAUGCCUCCAGAAAUUAUAAACCAAAUACCAUAUGGUUGCAAUGCUGAUCUUUGGUGCUUAGGAAUCGUAAUUUUUGAACUUCUCGUUGGGUUCCCUCCUUUCACAGACAACUCACAGGAAAGAAUAUUUGAGCAGAUUAAGGAGUUUGAUUUUCACUUUCCCAAAACCGUUUCGCAAAUGGCACGUGAAUUAAUAUUGAGGCUUUGCAGCCGAAGCUCCGAAGAAAGAAUUUCUGCCGAGGAAGUCAAGUCACACCCUUGGAUAAAACAAUUCUUAUAA
This is a messenger RNA of Plasmodium berghei ANKA, 5160 nucleotides long. Its product is annotated as serine/threonine protein kinase, putative. NCBI's taxonomy places the organism in Eukaryota, Apicomplexa, Aconoidasida, Haemosporida, Plasmodiidae. The transcript has 3 exons. Gene Ontology annotation, cellular component: spindle microtubule; chromosome passenger complex; spindle pole centrosome. The coding region runs from base 1 to 5160 and encodes 1719 amino acids. Gene Ontology annotation, biological process: regulation of cytokinesis; mitotic spindle organization; protein phosphorylation. The record is from RefSeq and is a predicted model, not a curated record. Gene Ontology annotation, molecular function: ATP binding; protein kinase activity.